Sciurus carolinensis (gray squirrel) is the source of this 6170-nucleotide messenger RNA. It is a transcript of the gene Gpr20, whose product is annotated as G protein-coupled receptor 20. Gene Ontology annotation, molecular function: G protein-coupled receptor activity. The coding region runs from base 212 to 1291 and encodes 359 amino acids. Gene Ontology annotation, cellular component: membrane. Gene Ontology annotation, biological process: phospholipase C-activating G protein-coupled receptor signaling pathway; positive regulation of Rho protein signal transduction. The record is from RefSeq and is a predicted model, not a curated record. NCBI's taxonomy places the organism in Eukaryota, Metazoa, Chordata, Mammalia, Rodentia, Sciuridae. The transcript is spliced from 2 exons.
CGCGGGGUGGGGAAGGAGACGCCCCGCCCCCCCGCCCCCUCCCCCCCUCCCGCCGCCUUUGCCCAAAAGCGGCGGGAGCAGGCCUGACGUCAGGUCCCAGGAGGGCGCCGACCGGGCGGUCCGCUGCCGAGCGAUCACACACCAGCGGAGGCCGAGCCGCUCAGUCUCCAGCCCCGGCGAAGGCACGGGCCGGGGCCUGCUAGCCACCGCCAUGCCCUCUGUGUCUGCGGCAGGGCCCUGGGCCUUGGCAGCCCCCAACGCCACCGUGACGGUAGCGUGGGUCAACGGCAGCGUGCCAGAGACGUCUCUGUUCCACCUGUUCGCCCUGCUGGACGAGGAGCUGCACACAGCCUUCCCGGGCCUGUGGCUGGCGCUGAUGGCGGUGCACGGGGCCAUCUUCCUGGCGGGGCUGGUGCUCAACGGACUGGCCUUGUACGUCUUCUGCUGCCGCACCAGGGCCAAGACGCCAUCAGUCAUCUACACCAUCAACCUGGCGGUGACCGACCUGCUGGUGGGCCUGUCCCUGCCCACGCGCUUCGCGGUCUUCUACGGCGCCCGGGGCUGCCUGCGCUGUGCCUUCCCGCACGUCCUGGGCUACUUCCUCAACAUGCACUGCUCCAUCCUCUUCCUCACCUGCAUCUGCGUGGACCGCUACCUGGCCAUCGUGCAGCCUGAGGGCUCCCGCCGCUGGCGCCAGCCUGCCUGUGCCAGGGCCGUGUGCGCCUUCGUCUGGCUGGCUGCGGGCGCGGUGACCCUGUCGGUGCUGGGCGUGGCAGCCGGCGGGCGGCCCUGCUGCCGCGUGCUCGCGCUGACCGUGCUGGAGUUCCUGAUGCCGCUGCUGGUCAUCAGCGUGUUCACGGGCCGCAUCGUGUGCGCACUCUCGCGGCCCGGCCUGCUGCGCCAGGGCCGGCAGCGCCGCCUGCGGGCCAUGCAGCUGCUGCUCACGGUGCUGGUCAUCUUCCUCGUCUGCUUCACGCCCUUCCACGCCCGCCAGGUGGCCGUGGCACUGUGGCCCAGCAUGCCACGCCACACGAGCCUCGUGGCCUACCACGUGGCCGUGGCCCUCAGCAGCCUCAACAGCUGCAUGGACCCCAUCGUCUACUGCUUCGUCACCAGUGGCUUCCAGGCCACCGUCCGUGGCCUCUUCCAUGGGCGCGCAGCAGAGUGCGAGCCCAGUGGCGGCGAUGCGGUCAGCAUGCACGAGGGCGCCAAGGGCUUGCGCCCCCAGCCCCUCCUCCAAGCUGGCCCUCCUGUGCUCACCCAGGCCCUCACCAAUGGGCCUGAGCCUUAGGUCAGCAGCACUCCGCCAGGGGCCAAAGGUCAGCGUUCGGCCAGGUGACCAGCCCAGACACCCGCUGGGCCGGGGAAGCAAAUUGGUCUCGUCUGGAUGGACUGGAGAUGGCUACCCCGGGUGCUGCAUUGAGAUUCUAAGGCCACUGUGCUGUGGUUGAUUAGCAGUGUCUGCAUGGGCUCCAGAUGGAGUGCCAUGGUCCGAGUGCCGAUCACUUCCCUUCCCCGGGGUCUGCCGCAUCCGCUGAAAGCCCAGAAGGCUGGCUGGAAAUGCUGCUCGCUCGGCCAUUUGUCCACGGAAGGAGCUCCUCGGGAAAAGACACAGAGAUCAGUUAGGUCCUGUGGAUUCCCAGGAGGGUUAGAAAAGCCCCAAGAGGCCUGCACACACACACAGGUGGCAGAACAAGGACGGGGAAGACGUAGGGACAUCAAUGUCACACGGCCCUGGGCUUGGGGGGCAUCUCUGUAAGGCCCCCACCUGAGGCCUCCACGAACUGCACAGAAGACAGCGUGACCCCCCAGGGCCUCGACCUCCGCUGAGCCUCGAGCCUGCACAGGAGAGGCAUCUCCAAGGGCGAGUGGUGUGCACCAGCAGCACGGCUGGUCCGAGUCAGCUGCGGAGGCCUGCUCCUCCUCCAGGGGUGCUGCUCAGACCCUCCAAGACUGUCCCUGGAGGGCGUCGGGGCCCAGACCCAUCCUGUGGACCACGGGAACACAGCCUGCCGGCCGAGGGCCACAGGGCUUUUCUCCCCUCUGGAGCCACAGAGCUCAGGCCUGGCCGCCCUGACCCAGCUGUGUCCCCCACGCCGUCCACACAGGAGAGGCAGCUCUCUGGCUUGGACCUCUGAUCACCUCCAAGCUAGAACCCGGAUCACUUCCCACGUGCUUUCUGGCCCGUGCCCAGGCUUCUGGGGCCCUUUUCAGACCGUACAUGGGAAGGGGCCUGUGGAGCGUCCCUGCCCUGGAACUUGGCCAGGACCACUGAGCAGGUGAGGUGGGAUCAGGCCCAGCUCGCGCCCUGUCCUGUAAGAAAGUCCCCUGUGGCCUGUGCAUCUGCGACCGGGGGCAGGCAGGGGAGCCAAAGCCCCCAUCUUGUCAUUGUCCACGCUCAGGCCCUGGAGAGGGUGUGGACAGGAGAUCGGAAGGCCAUUUACACCCCAACUUUACAGACAGGGAAACUGAGGCUCAGAGGGAAAGGGCUUUGCCAAGACUGCAGAGGGGGUACCCGGAGAAGCAGGGCCAGCGUGGUCCCUGGAGCCCUGUGGGCCUCUGGCUCCAGGACAUCAUGGGCCACUGGGGUGGGGGAGGUGGGCCCGUAGCCUCCAGCUGGCCAGAUUGGAGCCCCGGCACCAGGGGCAUGCCCAGCAGGGGUGCUGGGACCCCCGUCAGGGGCUUCUUCCUGGCCCCGUGCCCACGAAGCCGCGGCAUCAGCCACUGUCAUCCUGACCAUCAUCCCACCACCCUCACGGGGCAGGCCCUUUGCCGGGAGCUGCUCCUGCCCCGGCUCCAGGGCACUCAGCAGCCACAGCUCACCAGGACCAGAGUUCCAAAAGGCCAGGGGGCCUGGCUCUCAGGCAGGAGGUAGCUGGCAGCCCAGGAGCCCUGACGCAGCCUCAGGCAGGAGGCUUGGACAGGACUCCGGCUUUCCCAGGGCUGGUCCCGACAGGCGCGCUACCCGAGGGAAGACUUGGAGCCGGGCGGUGCUGCCAGCCACAGGGCGGGCACUCGCUGGGCUGCCCCGCUCACACAGGUGCUCACCCCGUGCUCAGUCCUUCAGGUCAGAGGCCCGGGACUCUGUUUACUCAAGGGCUCUGGCUUCUCUUGCUCCAUCCCAGGAAAUCCUCGGAGCCCCAGCCCAGGCAGCUCUCCUGUGACCUGGGGCAUGACGGCCCCACCUCGAUUCCCUACUACCCUGUGAGGACCACCUCACUGGACCGUGGCUACAGGGAACCAGAAAGCUGUGGGAGGGACACUCAGCCGGGGACAGCCUGGGCAAAGGCGGGUCCGAGCCUGCCUCCUGGAGCCCAGUGAGGGGCCAGGGACGCACCAGCCCCACUUGACUUCACGCGUGGACUGUGGUCCCCUUCUCUGGUCAUGUGUGCCCCCUCCUCUGCCGGCAUUUUGUGCCCCACCACCCUUCUGCCACUCUCUCCUCUUUCAGCCCCAUCCAAGUCCCCCAUCUUGGUUCACUGUCUGGUUAGCACUCUAAUUCACACUAGAGAGGAAAUGACUGACGCUAGCCGGCUGCUCUGCUUGGAGGUGGAGGGACUGCAAAGCUUCUGGCACAAUCUCUUCCAGGAGGAGGGGUGUCUGAGGCGGGUGAGCCAAGUCCCUUUCCCCACUCUGAAAGCUCACCCCUUGACCUGGAUUCCCUGGGGCCUCGAAGGCUUCUCAGACUGCCAGAGCCUGGGGUAGGAGGGCCACCUGUCUCCCAGGGCCAGGGGCGCUUUGGGGGCCGUGCUCACACCUCUGAGAACCCGGGCUGAUGGCCUCCCUUGCAGAAUGCCGACAGGCAGGCCUCAGCUCCCCGUCAUCAUGCCUCACCCCUGCCUUGUAGCUAGGGCAGGGGCCGGGCCGGGCGUCCACCCCAGUGACCCGGUCUGGUCCCUGGCACCUCAGUGUGCUCCCCGCUCCCGAUGCUGCAGCACAGGCCAGGUGUGAGGCCCGUGCAUCCCCCAUCCCUGUCCUCCCUCCAUCUCCAGAUUUCCAAAAAGCCAGAGCCAUGUGGAAUGGUGUGUAUAUUUAUAUCCGAGGUCAACAGCCCCCUUUCCCAGACACCCUGAUCCUGAACUGGGGCUGCUGCCCCCAGUGCCCACGACUCAGCCCCCAGGCUGGCCGGCAGGGGUGUGGGGCGCCAAGCACAGGGCCUGAGUGUACUGUGGACCAGCAGAAUGGUGGACCCUCAUCCCCAGUCCAGGAAGGGGACAGGGAGGUGGGCAGGCAGCCAGACCCCCCACAGAGUCCUUCCAGACCACCAGAAGUGUGGUCAGGAGGCCGAGGGGGAGCGCCUGGCCUGCAGGCCCAGUGAGUGCUGGAGUCCUCCCUCCUCUGGCCCCGGGAGGCGGGUAUCGCGCUCCCUUCACACGUGGGCUUGGGGGCAUGGGGAGGGCUCUCCCGGCCCCACGGGGCCCACUUGCCAGCCUGCGGCCCACUCUCUGGCCUCUGCCCAGGGAGCACUGGGGUGGGAAGAGCAGGCCACCCCAUCAGCUCCCUGUCUGGCCCCUCCAGGCCGGAGGCAACUGGAGGUAAAUAUUAGGGCCUGUUUAGAUUAAACGCCAUUAAUAGCAGGAAAUGUCACCUCGGGCGCCCGUCCUGGCUUCCUGGAGGCCUGGACGCCUGAGGCGGGGCCAGGGCUCUGUCUGAGCUGGACACCCAAAGGAGGCCUGGCUGCAGACUCUGGCCCGUCCCUCCCAUGGUGUCUUCUGCUCCUCCCUGGCACUCAAGGUCACUCCUGGGGGGCUCUGUGUGCCAGGCUUUCUAGCCCCCAGCUCCCCUCCUGGGCAGCAGGAGUGGGCGAGGCCAUGCGACAUGUGAAGAGAGCCCAUGCCUGAAGCCACCCUGGGGUUGUCAGUCCCUGCACAGACCUGCCCACCCUCCGGGUCUGUGCUCCCAGCUCCCAAGAAAACUGAGGCUCAGAGGCAUGGUGAGGGCUAUUUCUCCUGGCCCUCCUGCCCGCGGCAGGGGCGCCUCUCCUCAUGCCCCAGCUCCCUCCCAGCUGGCCCUCCUGGAGGCCAUGGUGCCCCUCCCAGCAGGACCCGUCUUAUGGAUGAAGGAACUGAGGACAGACCCCCAACCCUGCCUCGCCACUGAGUGACUCACCUGGGACCCUCCUGCCUCGCCUGGCCCGCUGGAGGUGGGAGUCUCAGCCCAGAUGGCUGGUGCCCCAGGAGUCGGAGCCUCCAAACACAAUCUCGGGGGUGCUGGUGGAGGCCCGGCGGCACAGGAGCCACCUCUGCCCUGCAGGGCCUGCCACACCCUCUGCCCCCAGCCCACCACUCAGACCCUCCAACUCUAGCCAGCAGCGAGGAUUUGAACAGGAAGAACUGGCCAUGUUUACAACCUGCCUGAGGCUCUGGCCCCCUCCCUCCACACCAGGCCUCCUGGGGCCCCAGCUGGGGGAGUGGGCAGGUGCACUGUCACCUGCCCUGCGUGGAAUCACCAGUCAGGAUGGUGGCCCCAGGACAUUCCUAGCGGGUCAGUGUCAUUUGAGUCCCAGGUGUGCAGCCUGCUGUCCCAGACUCCUAGUAAGGGCUGCGCCCCAGGUCACAGACCAGGGACCAGUCAGGAGCUGCCACAGCACCUACUGCCCAGAUGAGGUUGCAGUGCUGCUGGUCGGGGAAAUCGCCAGAAUGCACGUGGACAGGACUGCAGGCCUGGCCUGUCACCCAGGGUCCCAAGAAGGAGGACAAUGGCUCUCAGAGCCUGGUGUGCCUGGGGGCCUCCAAGGACAGGGUGGGCACCACCCUCCUGGUGCCCACUGGAGGCCCAUUCUCCCCAGAGCAGCAGCACCCAGGGCCUCGCUGUGAAGACCACACACUUCACCGUCCACACGAUUCCCCCAAGACCUCCACACCCAAGGGCAGGCACUCAGGAGCAGAGGCCUGGCUGGGUGACAGGUGUCCACGUGUAGGUAAACGUGUACGUGAGCCCAUGCACGGCAGCUCCUCCAACCCCAGCCAGCUACACGUCUUCCCUGAGCCUGUUUCCUCUUCUGCCCAGGGAGGAUAAUUGGCUCACUGCACCUUAAGACGAGGUUGUGAGAAUGAGAACAUGUGUGAGAGCACGUGUGCGUUCAUACGUCAGUCUACAGGCGCAUGUGAGCCCAUGCAUGUGUGUGAUCUGUGUGUAUGUGUGUGAACCUGUGCACGUGUGUGACUGUG